This is a messenger RNA of Pochonia chlamydosporia 170, 1554 nucleotides long. RefSeq lists its product as hypothetical. The coding region runs from base 1 to 1554 and encodes 517 amino acids. The transcript is spliced from 3 exons. The record is from RefSeq and is a predicted model, not a curated record. NCBI's taxonomy places the organism in Eukaryota, Fungi, Ascomycota, Sordariomycetes, Hypocreales, Clavicipitaceae.
AUGGAGCUCUCAAACAACGGCCUGUUACUUCUUUUGCUUGCUGUAGCAAGAGUUGUCACCGCUCUUGAAGUAACUCCAGGGUCACAUUGUGCGGCGGAAUGCCUCGACUCGGGUGCGGGAAACGAAUUCAGUGCUUCGGACUCAACCACCACCACCAACGACAUUAGCUGCAGAGACAUCGAUUACUCAACUACCGAUGCUGGCAUCAAAUUCAGGAGGUGUUUGGACUGCUUGCAGCUGAGCAAGAAGGUCGACAAAACAGAGUCGGACCUAAAAUGGUACAUAUAUAACUUGCGAUAUACCAUCAGUACAUGUCUAUACGCCUCGCCAAAGGCAGUAAAUAACGGAACUGUAGCAGCUCAAUGUAACAUAGAUAAAGCAUGCAAGCCUCUCAAAGAGCCAUUAAUCGAGGCAGGCUUCAACGCCAACCCAAACACAACCUGGGAUUACUGCACAGCAAAAAAUGGUGUCUUUAUGGGGAAGAGCCUCCCGCCAUGCAUCAGCUGUCUUCAAGCGACAGACGGAGAAGUAUACCUCUCUAACUUCCUGACCGCCCUUCAAGCCGGCUGCAAGCAGAGUCCAGCAGACGGAACUCUUCUCAGCCUCAGCGGAAGCGUCUUCACCACAAAUUCCAUCAACAUGACCGACCCUUCAAGCAAAGACAAGGGGAACCAAUCCAGCGGCAGUCUACCUCCAAGUGCCAUCGCCGGUAUCGCCAUCGGCGUCUUUCUAAUAUUCCUCCUCGCAGUGGCCCUUCUCGUCGUCCAUUUCCGCCGCGAAAGGACAUUCAACGAAUGGGAACAGUCCCUCCAAUACUCCAACUUCACAUCGCCGAGCCGCUUCCCAGAAAACGGCAUGUCACACGCCUACCGUCGUUACUACACCGGCAACGCAUUCGGCGAGAAGCAACCCCCAGCACAGCCAAACUCCUCCGGAGAAUACUACGACAGGAUGGAGGCAGGAUUAGCCGCCACCGCAAGACUCAACCAGCGAGGCAACCCGGCGCCGCAAAGCCAUACUUCCUCAAGUGCCACGAUUCACAACCAAGACGGCCUGGCCGCCCGCAGUAUUUCACGCUCUCGGUCCUAUGGCCAGAUUACGCCUACGCGGACUCCCUCACCCCCGGCAGAAGCUCAUACGCAAAGACGGUCUAAUACGCCAGACUCCUUUGCAGUGCAAGCCUAUCUAAACGCUGCAGAAGAUUCGGCUCGACUUGCGGCCCAGAAGCCAUAUCACCCCAUCAAUAAUACUACGGAGACACGAAGCAAGAGAGCUUCAGCCAUAUCCAUCCCCCACAUACCCAAAAUCCGCUUACCCAGGAUGUAUAAUCCUGUCAGGAUAUUUACAGGUGGAAAGUCGUCAAAAAAUACGCGUGAAAUGGAAAUUUCACCUCCCUUGAUGACGCAUGAUCCUCGGUUUCAUGAUAUACCCAUGUCUGGCCCAGUGGUUAUGGCACGAGAGAGGCAGCCGCCUCCAAUGCUUAAUAUCGGCAGAAAUGAUGGCUAUGUCGAGGUCCCUUUGAGAAGUGGAAAGAGUACAUUGUAUGGUUACUGA